Molecule: messenger RNA, 876 nt
Organism: Haliotis rufescens (red abalone)
Lineage: Eukaryota; Metazoa; Mollusca; Gastropoda; Lepetellida; Haliotidae
Product: zinc finger CCHC domain-containing protein 10-like
Exons: 1
Coding region: 1-876 (291 amino acids)
Molecular function (GO): zinc ion binding; nucleic acid binding
Source: RefSeq, a predicted model, not a curated record
AUGACGGAAGAUGAAAUUGUUUCAGAACUCAAAUAUCAAGGAGUACAAGCCGUCAAACGUUUCACCCGAAAGGAUGAAAAAUCAAAUAUUGUCCUAACGAACACAUAUUUGUUCACGUUUGCUCGUCCAUCAGUUCCAACUUCAAUUAAAGCAGGUUAUGUCAACAUCGGAGUGGAUGUGUAUGUCCCCAAUCCACUCCGAUGCUAUAAAUGUCAAAAGUUUGGUCACGGUUCAAAAACCUGUAGACGCCCCGUUGCUUGCCAUCGUUGUGGUGGCAAACAAGAGAGUGCGGAGUGUACUGAAGAUCUCAAAUGUUCAAACUGCGAAGGCCAACAUAUGGCCUCUUCCAAAUCCUGUCCUGUGUAUCAAACCGAGACCAAAAUACUGAAACUUAAAUGUGAAAAAAACAUCUCUUUUGCCGAUGCUAGAGAGCUUGUUGCCAGUCAGUCAACAGCUCCUUCAACUCUAAAUUAUUCUGCUGCUGUGUCCAAAUCUGCAAAAACAUUUUCAUCUGUUCUGUGUCAAACCGAUUUGACAUGGGUCAAUUCUGACCGACCUGUUACAAGUGCUUCUGUCCGUGACAUUCCAAUCUCUGACAGUAACUCCGCAUCAUCACCAUGUUGUGUUCAGGCUGAAACACAGACUUCAUCUGAGGCAUCUCCUGACGAGCCAUCUGUUCAGGAGCGUAAAUUAUCAAAAAAGCAAAGGCAAAGGUUAAAUAGGAAACAAUCACCUAGCACCCUCUCUUCUUCGGAAGUGUCUCUUCAGAACUCCUUUAGUGCUCUAGACAUGGAGGUGACUCCAUCGUUAGGCACUAGCGAUAGGAGUUCAUCUUCCUCACGUUCACGUGAGAGAUCGCCAAUCAAGCCACCAUGA